Messenger RNA from Eimeria mitis, 546 nucleotides. RefSeq lists its product as uncharacterized. Bases 1 to 546 code for a protein of 181 amino acids. The transcript has 4 exons. The record is from RefSeq and is a predicted model, not a curated record. NCBI's taxonomy places the organism in Eukaryota, Apicomplexa, Conoidasida, Eucoccidiorida, Eimeriidae.
AUGGCAGCCGAACCCCCACACUCUGCUUCAGGGGGCCCCCAUUUGGGGGCCCCCUUCAGGGGGCCCCUGAAACAGAAGCUGCAGUGGUGUUGUUUGCUGCUGGUGUUGCUGCUUUUCUGCUGUCCUCUGGAUGCAUAUGCAGCAACAGCAGCAACAGCAACAGCAACAGCAGCAGCAGCAGCAGCAGCAGCAGCAGCGCUGCUGCUGCCGCUGCCUGCAUGCAGCAAGAAAGUGUUUGGUAUUGCAAAAGGAGGAAAAUUCGAAGCAAUUGGGGAUUUUUGUUUUUCCGUUCCUCCGGGCUUGAGCGGCGCUCUGGUGGCUGAGACGAUGCUGCAAGAGGAAGGGCACGAGCUGCUCAUACACUCCAAAUCAGCGACAGAAGAAUACAGAGAAGCUUAUUUAAAGGCGGGGGUUUCUAUUGACGAUGCAGAGGAGGAGGGUUUAGUUGCUGCAUGUAAUGCACUGCAAGCAAACGCCCGAGCUGUUGACUCGAGCAUGGACGGAAAGGAUAUGACAGCCUGGUAUCUGUGGUUUGAGAGAGAAUAA